UCGCUAGGGACCUAGGCUAGCUUGCCAGCUGUAACAUGUUAGCUAGUUGGAAAACGGUUUCGUUGUUGCUAUCUAGUCAUUUAGCUUAUUAUUAUUAUUAUUAUUAUGGUCGCUGAUCUGUUUCGCUAGGUAAUAUGUUUGUCGAUUCAGUGAAUGUAUUGUUAAAGUUAGCUUGCCAAGAAACUCUGAGCUAGCCAUUUUGUAACGUAAAUGUUAACUUGUAUUUCGCUAACGUCAGAGUUGGUUUAUAAAGGUGUUAAAUGGCUUUAACUUCGUUUUAAUAUGUACUUGUUGGAUGUAUAGCGUCAACUUGCAAGCUACAAACGCCUGUCGCAUAACCUUUCCUCGCUAGCACUUGUUUAAACUUUUGUGUGAUCAUCAGUCGUUGCUUGGUUUGUCAGCCUUUUUGCCUUUAUUGAAUGCAUUAUCGACCCAAUUUGAUCAAUUGUUAUUGACAACAGUUGAGUAAUUUCUUGGUUUAGAUGACAGACCCCACUUAAGGUGCUUCCAGUCCUUUCUGUUGAAGGUAGCUAACGUUAAGUUCAGAGUUGAAAAUGGACAACUUGACUCUACUGGAGGCCUCGUGUCUUUCUCCAAUGAGCAACAUCACAUCACCCUUGGAUUUCACCCUGCUCACACCCUCCCAACUGGGUAUCUCCACUCAAAGCUUCACGCCAUCUUCUAACGUCAAAGGUAAUUCAGACAGAAGAAAAAAAUCUUGCCUAGCUCAGCUGAAGGUGAAGCGGAGGUCCAAUGUUGGGGUACGGAGUUCACCAGAGACCAACUCCCUAAUCCGCUACAUUGCCCAACAAAGGAUGAAAACUCCCCCCACAACACCACAGGAUACCCAAGCCAUCCCCUUCUUUCCCAGAGUCCCCUCUACUCUAAAGCAGAAGAUGGCCAUCUUCCAGAGCAUUAUGAAUGUGGAGGAGAAUGAGGAUCACACGUGGGGAUGCAUCAAGACAAGAGAUGUUCUGUCUGGUGGUCAGUCUGCUUCAAUUUUGUGGUACAAUGAUUCCCUACACUAUUCACUGCUUGUUUUCUCAAUCAACACACUGGUGGGUGGGUGGAGCUGUGAUAGUGGUGGGAAGGAGAACAUGUCCCCAGUGAGCCAGCAUCCCUCUCUGACUUCCCCACCCAGUAAGAGGUGCUGCACAGCACGCACUCUGGGGGAGUGUGUGGAGGAGAUUAGGGAGGCCACCACUCCUGUCCUCAAACGCACUGCCACCAUAUUGAAGCAGCAACAGAACACGGAGGUUGCAGUUGUCCAGGACAAGGACCAUCAGCCAGCUCUCAAUGUAGAACCUGCUAGUGUGUCUCUGUCACCAGCCCUGGGUACUGAUGCUGUGUCCCAGAUCACCCAGGGCAAGCCACAGCCCUCUCCUAUGAUGCAGCAGCACUGCACUCCCACCAAGGAGGAGCAGGACCAGGAGUGCUCUUUUGAACUGCACAGCCCCAGCCAACCUCUGGUUUUGCAUUCAGGACAAGUCAGGACAACUCUGCCCCAGCUGUUUGCCAUGCCAUCUCUUUUGGAGAUGAACCCCACUGAUGAAGCUGAUGGUGGCAACGUUAACUCCACUAUGAAGAAGCAGGUGCGUUUCGGGAUCCUGCUGCCCCCUGAACUCUUUGACAAGAACCUUCCCCCCAGCACCCCUCUACGGAAGGGGGGAACCCCGGUCCGCGCCCCAACAUCUGCCGGGGGGUCCCAGCUGAGGUCACUGCUGAAGACCCCCUUAACCCUGCCCCGGCCGGACUUCAGCAGCCCCUCUUUAACUGGAGCCUCCCCACCCCUCGCUAUGGGACCCUGCUGUGGGGAACAGGAGAGCACCCACACUCAGGGAAAGAUCCCUUUCCCUUCAAUGGAAGAAGAUGUUGACAGUUCAUGGAUGGACAAUGCAGAGCUGGAGACUGGACCUCUGGAUCUGACAUCAGCUUUUCAAGAGGAGGACUCUGUUUGUGAGGAAAUGUCAGAUGCUGCCCCAGUGCCUGACCCUGCCCUGGAGCCAGAACCAGCCGCCACAGCCCGCUCUCGCAGCAGAAAGAGAAAGCAACCAGAGGAGAAGAGUGAGCCUGUGAAGAAGAGGUCGUCUCGUACGGCUGCCAAGUCUGCCUGUGGGAGGAUGAAGAACUCAGCAAAGCAUUUCUUUGGGAAGAAGGCGGUGGACCGUUCUCUCUAUGGGAAGAGAGACUAUGCAUCCAAGAACCCUACCCUCAGUCCCAUCACGGAGAUCCAGUCCUCCCUUAGCCACUCUCCUCAACACCCCCACAACUGCAAACCCAUAGAAGACACCACCCCAGCUGCAGAGCCCUCUGAUGGGCCUUCAGUAGACUGCCAGAGCCCUGUAGGCUCCACCACCACAGACAGCUCUGGGACUGGAAGAGCAGCACAGAUCUGGAGAAGAUGGUCAGGUCCAACAAAGACCUCCAGAACCAAAAGGCAGAGUGUUAUUAGAGUAGGUAGAGGGAAGGGCAGGAAGGUCAGUGUUCCUGUUGAUAACUGGCUGAGUGAAGAGACCGAGGAGCAGGUAAAGAACUUUGAUACAGAACAAGACCCAACAGAAACAACCCAGCGAGAGGUUUUAGUGUCCAGCCCAGCCAAGCACACAGUACCUGGUAACAGAGAGGGUGAACCUAAUACACACUGUACCUCAGACCCUGUAGAUACAGAUCAAUGCACUGGCACACUUCCAGAUGCAGGUAGGAGUGGGGAUAGUCCAGCUAGAGCAGACACUGAUACUACUACACCCUGCCCUCCUCCAGAUGAGGUUAGCACCACAGUGGCUCCCUCAGAGCAGAAGGCAGUGAGCCAUGUAGAACAGAGUCCAAACAAAGGCGGGCAGAGAGGAGCAGCUCAGGGCCCAGGCCGCUCCAGAGGUAGAAGGAGUUCUAUAUACGCCAGCUCAGUCAUAGAGGAGGAGCAGCUCAGGGCCCAGGCCGCUCCAGAGGUAGAAGGAGUUCUAUAUACGCCAGCUCAGUCAUAGAGGAGGAGCAGCUCAGGGCCCAGGCCGCUCCAGAGGUAGAAGGAGUUCUAUAUACGCCAGCUCAGUCAUAGAGGAGGAGCAGGCUUCCCAGCCAAAUGGGCCACAGGCAGUGGAGAAUGAUAACCAUGGGUCCGGAAUGGAGCUGGGUAACGUUAUAGAACAGGCCUCCACCUCCUACCCAGACUCCCUCCUUCCCCUUUGGGCACAGAAGGAGUUCAACAUUGAUGAUGUGCUAAGGCCUCUCCCCUGCAGGGGGCAUCAGUCUGUCCGCCGCAGCCUGAGGAACCAGAGCAGCACCCUGGAGGCCUCUGGCCUGGCUACCCCACACCUCUCCGGACUCCAUUAGUGCUGUCUGCAGGAAGACCAGGCGCAGACGCAGCUCCAUCCAUGCUCUACUACACCCUCCCCUGGAAGAAGUGAAUCACACUGACCUAUGAGCCACUCCAAUGCUAGCCUGUACACUGGCUGUGAAUGAAAUGGCACCCUAUUCACUACGAAGGUCCUUAUUUCCACCUGCUUUUGAUAGCUAUUGAUUGUUGUGAGUUUUAUAAAGCACUGUUUUUGUUUUUAGUAAUUAAGUAGUAUAAAUAGAACAAGAUCUACCUUUUAAUGUGAUUUAACAAGUUUGGCAGUUGUCAUUUACCAAGGCUCAUGGGAGUAGGAGAUGUACAGACCGUGCAUCUUUUACUCUUUGAAUGUGUACCUCCUGUAUUCAUUAAAUAAAAUGGGGCUCCUCAAACUAUUAA
This is a messenger RNA of Oncorhynchus kisutch (coho salmon), 3727 nucleotides long. RefSeq names its product cell division cycle-associated protein 2. Bases 555 to 2981 code for a protein of 808 amino acids. Gene Ontology annotation, cellular component: nucleus; chromosome. Gene Ontology annotation, biological process: regulation of mitotic nuclear division; regulation of chromosome segregation. The record is from RefSeq and is a predicted model, not a curated record. Lineage: Eukaryota; Metazoa; Chordata; Actinopteri; Salmoniformes; Salmonidae. The transcript is spliced from 14 exons.